Messenger RNA from Bipolaris sorokiniana ND90Pr, 3646 nucleotides. RefSeq lists its product as uncharacterized. The transcript has a single exon. NCBI's taxonomy places the organism in Eukaryota, Fungi, Ascomycota, Dothideomycetes, Pleosporales, Pleosporaceae. Gene Ontology annotation, cellular component: amphisome; aggresome. Gene Ontology annotation, biological process: endosome organization; mitophagy; aggrephagy. Gene Ontology annotation, molecular function: protein kinase C binding; calcium ion binding; K63-linked polyubiquitin modification-dependent protein binding. The record is from RefSeq and is a predicted model, not a curated record. The coding region runs from base 169 to 3315 and encodes 1048 amino acids.
UCCUUGCCGAGCCAUGAAGUCUUCCAACAGAUAGCUAUGGUGUCGCUGGUAGGUAUCACCUGCCAUGUACUCCCCAGACAUCGAUUCCCUACUCCUAUAUUGUGGCCCAUCACUCUGUCCUCGCUCGUCUAUUACUAGGCCCCAAUCUCGGGGCCCUGCCGCUCGAGCAUGACGGCAUCAACCCCCUCGACCGUAUCCCGCUAUGGCCCCGCCGUGCUGUUCCUCACAGGAGUAUCGGCUGGGUAUGCGGCAUAUGUUAUAUACAAUACUCUCCAAUCCUCCACACCCACAGACGGUCUCCACCGCAGCAAUGCUGUUCGCAGACGGCGGCCGCGAGACUCAGCACCAGCACCGUCCGUGCUGCCACUGAGCGAGCAAGACAUACCUUCGCUGGGCGAGUACCAUGUCCUGACUACCAGAGUGCUGCUUGAUCCUCACAACUUGGUCACGCCUGCGGAGCUGCGCAGCAUCAUUCUGCGCGCCCAGCCAGACGCCAGCGAGGAGACUAUAAAUCACCUCUCCGGGCGCACAUACGAAGAGUUCUUCGAUCGACUGCUUGUAGUGCACUCGCCCGACCGUGCCCUUUCGCCGUCAGAAGUCGAUGCUCUUCUGACCUGGUUGACCGAACGUAACCCGAACAACCCAGCAUUAGAUCGCGAUGCAAUAGCCCGCGCAGCGACAUGGCAUGCGCAAAUGUUUGGAAACACGGACAGCCUUGCGCUGGAUGGUGGAGAGAGCGUCGCGCCCACAGAAUUGUCUCUGGGAAGUGACGAGGACCCGGACGAUGAUGCCAUUGAUCCAGAGGGCCAAACCCUUCAGCGCACCCUGUACCACAUCGCGGAAGACCGUGCCAGACUGGAAGGCGUAGUCCAUCGCGGAAUCACAUGUAACGGCUGUGACGAGAAGCCCAUUCGGGGAACUAGAUGGCACUGUGCAAACUGCCCAGACUUCGACCUAUGCUCCAACUGCGAAGCAACCAACUCGCACUACAAGAACCAUAUAUUCUACAAGAUACGCGUACCUGCAGGCUACCUGAGUUUGCAGAAACAAGAACCGGUUUACCCGGGAAAGCCUCACAUGAUGAACCUUUCGAUCGAAUCGGCAUUGAAGAGGCGUCUGGUAGCUGAGACAAAGAUGGAGGCUGAGGAGGUUGAGGCGUUGUGGGAUCAGUUCACCUGUUUGGCAGGGGCAGAGUGGACCGAGGACCCAAACAAUAUAGGAUGGGCUAUCGACCGACGCGAUUUCAAUCACGCAUUCGUACCGCGCUACAAUGGCUUCCCUGCUGCACCGAAUCUCGUUUACGAUCGCAUCUUCGCAUACUAUGACACAGACAAGAACGGGCUCAUUGGUUUUGAAGAAUGGAUCAAAGGACUUGACGGAAUGCAUACCACAGAUGUGGAUGUAAAGGCCAAGAUCGUCUUCGACGGAUAUGACAUUGAUGGAGAUGGUUAUGUCUCGCGCAAAGACAUACUACGCAUCUUCCGUGCUUAUUACUCGAUCGAGAAGGAAGCUACCCGGAACUACAUCAUGGAGCUUUCUGAAGAGGUAACGGUGCGCAGUGCCCUUGAUACUAUCCGGUCUAGUCAGCCCUUGGGCUCUGCAUUUCCGCCUCGCAGCAUGAAUGCCUCCAACACAAGCAACCCCCGUUUACGGCAAAAGCAGGAGGGUGACAUAGACAUACCCUCACCUGUGCUCGAACGGAACACCGACGUCGCAGAGCGGAAUGAGAUCCUCAGGACCACCGACCUCCAGCAUAUUGUGCCCGAUGAAGUAUCCGGUGAGCAACAAGCCAACAUCUUGAACCAAAGAUGGGCCCGCAGGCAAUACUACAUUGAUGAAGAGGAAGGAUUCACACAACCAAAUGGAGCAGAUGGCCAAAGCCCACUUGAGGGACAGGCUCAAUUUGGUGGUUCCGCAGACGCAAGCGAGGAAUAUCCCCGAAACAGAAGUUCGCGUUCAUCAUCAAGGGUCCGUUUCCAGGAAGACGUAGAUCUAGAAACACGGUCAAAUGCCUCCUCUUCAAGGCCUUUUGGAGAACGUUGGGGUGGAUUUGAGAUACCCGAACCUGAGCAAGACCUCUGUAAAGAGGUACUGUAUCAGGUUACACAGCAAGGGUUUAACGAAUUACUCAACCCGCUGUUUCUUGAAAAAGAAGACAUGGCUAUGGACGCCCAGGACACACGCAGUGAGCGCCGCUCAAGAGCUGCCGAUAUCGAGUCUACGAUUACGCAUCUCUUCACAGCCAGGAAAGCCGACGUUGAAGUCAUUCUCCAGGUUGGCAUCUUUCGGUUCUCUAAAUGCAUGGUAGACAAGUUCUGCUGGGCGCUGAACUAUGGAGAAUCAAAUAUCCAGAAUUUGUUCGUGAAUCCCAUUCAUCACGGACCACGCACCGAUGAGGAGGUUCGAGCGGCAGUAGAGGCUAUCUACAAUUCUGUUGAAGCAAAAGUUUUGAGCUCCGUUAAGAAUCCUAAGCCAAGCAAUGCCGACAACAUGACAAUAUGGAACAUGUAUAUGUGCCAGUAUCAGCUUCGGGAGGAGGCCAUUAAUGCAUUCAUGAGCUGUGCAGAAAAGCAGGGAUGGCUACCAUGCUCUGUUCCGAGUAAAAGUCCAGUUUCCGAUCGCAGGGACCCUACCAUGCCCCAGUUCCGACCAAACUCUCUCGCACCUCUACCAACCAAUUCGCAGAAUGGCUCAUGCAGCUCUUCAGAGACUGGUGCGGCUUCUGAAACUGACGAGUCAUCAGUGUCAACAAACGAAGACGCAGACCCCGGCCGAUGUUUCUUUGUAUGCGCAGCCCACGAUGGUUUGAAACGAUACCCAGGAAGAAAACGAUCCACAGAUUCGACAUCAGAACCAGAAUCCGGUUCUCCAUCAACAGUUGCCGCGGCAGCCGAUGUCAGCGAACGGGUUCUUGAGCUCAUGCCCCUCUCGUGCCCCGCAGAGCCAGGAGGUCCAACACCAGAUACAGUGCAGCUGAACUGGUAUUCCGAUGUUCCAGAGCGUCAUUUCCUCUUUAUCCAAAACCUAGAGGGUACAAAUCUCGUUCAAUGCGGGUGCAACCAAAUCAGCCACUCGACGGAUCCUUACCACCCCGAGACAAACCAAGUGAAGCCCUUGCAGCGCUCUAUCCGCCGGGUGGCUAUGAACCCUCAAUCUCCACUCCAUCUCAUAAUGCUCGCCAGUCUUGAAAGUGUGGAUCAGGAAAUCAAUCGUCGCAAGGGUGGUGGGUUGAUCAACUUGGAGGAGUUUUCGGAGCAUAUGAGACAGGGACAGUUGCGGUUUUUGGAGUCAUGGAUGGAUUGGGUGGGGAUUUGAGGGACAAUGCUGGGGCUAUGGCUAUGUGAUCCGAUAUACUGAGUUUAGAUUUCGUAUCAGUAUAGAGAGAUCAUAUACAUGUCCUGAAGACCUAUGCAAUACAAACGUCAUGUUUCUUGUACUUCUCUCAGGUUACCUUGUAGUAUGAGAUAGUCAUUUCUUGCACGAGUGCUCUUAACGUCUAACGGGUGGAGCGUAGAUGUUUUGAUCAAGCUAAGAAUAUUCGGGUGUCGUGAGAACAUUGUACCAGCAUGGCUUUGCAGAGUUUCUAUGUAAACCUGGUGGAUGUACAUUUCAAUGAUGAAGCGUAUGUAGCUUGAGUGGCAGAUAC